Esox lucius (northern pike) is the source of this 2430-nucleotide messenger RNA. RefSeq names its product RAP2C, member of RAS oncogene family (gene rap2c). Gene Ontology annotation, molecular function: GDP binding; GTPase activity; GTP binding. Gene Ontology annotation, biological process: negative regulation of cell migration; Rap protein signal transduction. The transcript is spliced from 3 exons. Gene Ontology annotation, cellular component: plasma membrane. The record is from RefSeq and is a predicted model, not a curated record. NCBI's taxonomy places the organism in Eukaryota, Metazoa, Chordata, Actinopteri, Esociformes, Esocidae. Bases 900 to 1451 code for a protein of 183 amino acids.
AUCGAAGAUUCCCCAACAUAGCACUUCCUUUACAUUAUGGCCUGCAUUUUGGGUUGUAAUGUGGCGUUCCAAUGUCCCUGCUGAGUACUUGAACAUUGUACUCAUAUUUGGAGCGAUUUGAAAGAAAAACGAUCUGCCAACUAACAGCUGUUUCACGGGACAUUGUAGCUGUAAUCGCGACAGUGAGGCUGUACGGAUAGUAGGGAGAGGCCGUCAACGCGAAACUAGGGAAGGGAGUGGAAGGUCCCCCCCUUCUCUUCCUAAACAGCAAGCAGUGUACUCUUUGGACAGCACUGGACUAAAACUCUAUCCCGAGGUCCCUCAACGUUUAUCUGGUUGCCAAAGACAAGUACAUCCCGCUCAGAUUAGGCCAGGGACCCGCAGACGUGGAAGUUGCCGACGUUGGCAUUGGGUUUUGCCUUUGCUUUGGUGACACCGGUAUGGUUAAGUGGUAUGUGAGCGAGACAAAUUCACAUGUUUCCUGAAAAAUGAGACAAUGAAUUUGAUUUAUUUAUAAUAUUUGCCAUUUUAUCGAGCUAACUAGCCGGUCAGCUAAUGCAGUUUGGAGGGAGAUUACUUUAAGCAAAUUAUUGCCCGUAUUUGUGUCAAGGUAUGUUUACUGUCUUGUGUAGGAUUUGGCAGAAGAGAAGGCUCCUUAUCGAGAGCGAGCAUGGAGGGCCGUUGUGGAUUUAGCGAACUUUGCUAGCUAGCUAGCUCAGUCCUAGACUUGUUUUUAACUAGAUGUAUUUGUUUUAAUUACUUUCAUGCUUGUCACUUGCGAGGUCGAUUUGUUACGGUUUACCGAGGGGUGCUUUCGACGAAUAAUUGAUUAAUGCUGUUAAAGGAUAUAGCAAUCCAGUUAACCAGCUAAAUAACCCGGGUUAAGCUCGUGCACCCUAAUGAAGGAAUAUAAGGUGGUUGUGCUGGGAAGCGGCGGCGUCGGCAAGUCCGCGCUGACUGUCCAGUUUGUCACGGGCACGUUCAUCGAGAAAUAUGACCCCACGAUUGAGGACUUCUAUCGGAAAGAGAUCGAAGUGGACUCGUCGCCUUCGGUGCUGGAGAUCCUUGAUACGGCGGGGACAGAACAGUUCGCCUCCAUGCGAGACCUGUACAUCAAGAAUGGCCAGGGUUUCAUCCUCGUCUACAGUCUCGUCAAUCAGCAGUCAUUUCAGGACAUCAGGCCGAUGCGUGACCAGAUAGUCCGGGUGAAGCGCUUCGAGAAGGUGCCACUGAUCCUGGUGGGGAACAAGGUGGACCUGGAGUCCGAGAGGGAGGUGGCGGGGGCGGACGGCCGGGCCCUGGCCCAGGAGUGGGGCUGCCCGUUCAUCGAGACCUCGGCCAAGAGCAAGACCAUGGUGGACGAGCUGUUCGCCGAGAUCGUCCGUCAGAUGAACUAUGCCACGCUCCCGGAGAAGCAGGAGCAGUGCUGCACGGCCUGUGUGGUUCAGUGAGAGGGCGGAGUGAGUGGGACACAUCAUCCGCUCACAUCAUCCUCUCACACCUUGCCCCAGGAUCUCCCCAACCGGUUAUCGCUUUGAUGUCAUAUGACCCCAGGAACCACUUUAUGCUACAUCAUACAUUUUGACCUCUUUGGCGGGCAGCUUCACCAGAGGGCAGAUUCUUAACUGUUCAAAUGGAGUGAGACUUGGUCCGGCCCAACCUUUGAUACCUUGUUUGUGGAGCACAUUCACCGGCAGAUCCACUGGCCUUCACGAUGACCCCGCCCAGGAAAGACCUACACUCUGAUGUGUACUGGACAGACUUAUGGGUAAAAGAUGACGGAGGGCUGUCUAUGGAUUUCUGUUGUCUCAUUUGAGGUCAGGAGGGAGGGGUCGUUGAGCAGUUAUCCGCUCUGGACCACAGUGUUUUUUUGUUUUGUUUUUUUAAAGCUGCUCAUUCAUUAUAUCUGAGUUAAACUUGUAUUGGUUUAUUAAAUCUGGGUGUCUAAUUUUGAAGUGAUAAUAGCCAUAAAGCAGGUUGGUGCUGUGGGCCAGAAUUCAAUCAAUCUGUGGUAAAGAGAUGAUUGCUGUGCUCUGUAAUGUCUGAAACACUAUGGUGGUCGUAGAAAUAAACCGGACAUCUUUUUUUUUUUUUUGAGGGGUUGUGGUCGAGCCAUGUCAGUGUGCCCCCCAAAGCAUGAGAUGUCAAUUUUGGUUGAGAUGGUCAAAUGUUUGUUUGUUUUUCUGACUACCACAGUGGCUUUAGAUACAGGACAUGUAGGUUCCUUUUAGAUCAAAUUGUGGCCCUAAACUAACUUUUACAUUCUUUUUAUAUUACGUUUGCUUUUCUCAACCUAUUUAUUAAAAUCUCUAAUUGCAUUAUUAGCCAAUUAUCAGCUUUCUUUUAUACUUGCUUUUGGUUUUGUGACUUUAAAGUGUAUGUUGUUUUUAACGUUGAGAAUUAACAGAGCCUUAAAUGAUUUCAGUCUUA